AUGGACAAACACUUCUUGAUAGUCUCCUUCCUUUUCUGCUUCAUUGUAGCAGUGACACCUCUGAAGUGCGUAACGUGCCACCUUCGCACACGGACAGAUCGCUGUAGAAGAGGCUUUGGUUCCUGUAUUGCUCAGACGUUUGAGUCGUGCAUGUCUUUAAAGAUCUUCCAGGAUAACAUUCUGCAGUUAUCAUAUAUGGUGUGUCAGAAAUUCUGCAGAGACUUGACAUUUGAUUUCCAUAAUCGGACUUACGUUCAUAAAUGUUGCAGAUACAAUUAUUGUAACAUCGAAAUCUAA
Neofelis nebulosa (Clouded leopard) is the source of this 297-nucleotide messenger RNA. RefSeq names its product prostate and testis expressed 3 (gene PATE3). The transcript is spliced from 3 exons. The record is from RefSeq and is a predicted model, not a curated record. NCBI's taxonomy places the organism in Eukaryota, Metazoa, Chordata, Mammalia, Carnivora, Felidae. Bases 1 to 297 code for a protein of 98 amino acids.